Aspergillus mulundensis is the source of this 1626-nucleotide messenger RNA. RefSeq names its product putative Zn(II)2Cys6 transcription factor. The record is from RefSeq and is a predicted model, not a curated record. Bases 1 to 1626 code for a protein of 541 amino acids. Lineage: Eukaryota; Fungi; Ascomycota; Eurotiomycetes; Eurotiales; Aspergillaceae. The transcript is spliced from 2 exons.
AUGCCAAGGGACGAUGACGGUGCAUCAGCAAGUCAAACAGAAGACUCUCUGACACCGCUAACUCAGACGAAUACGCCUUCGUCCACCGUCGAGGCACUUUUGCAUCCAGGGAACUUCCUCCCGGGGAGUUCUAAUGACGAUGGAGUACCCGCCAAUGAGGCUUCUAUGAUGGUGCCGCCGUACAACGAUGCGUCGCAGUGGGUAUUACCGGCAGCAGAAAGCGCCUCAGUUGGAACUCCUGUUUCGGUGUCCCGUAUGCCCGUCAACGAUGAAGCGCUUCUGCAGAAUCCGCUGAACACCAAUGCAUUUGAACUGCUUGGGACGCCCAUGAUGCGCCCCCUGAAAACUGCUACCGACCUAUCAUUUGCAUAUACCACUGGAACAAGCCAUGCCUUGGGCAGUGAUGACAAACAAGCUGUUAUUUUCCACUGCAAGGUCCUUGCUCCGCUGAAAUCUACCCGCAACUGGGAUCGUUCAGCGCAUACCCUCUUCCUCAACAAGGCUUACAAUAGAAACAUGGCACUUCACUUCCUUCUCGCUGUUUCCCACAGUGAGCUGGCUAUUCAUUUUGGCCAAGGGUCUCAGCCUCCACAGGAAUCCCAGAGACACUAUCAGCGAGGAUCGGAGCUGUUCUUGCAAGCUCAUAAUCCCUUUGCUACCCCGGACCAUGUCAGUAUGAUGCUCUCAUUUCUGUACAUGUACAUGUUCUGGAUGCGACGAGAACACCUUGAUCCCACAAAGCUUAGAGACUUGAGUAGAGCCGUCCUCGUCCACGUCCGAACGUACGGGCUGGAUACGCUUUGCGCUAGCGAUGAUGUGUUCUCUGUCGAUGGUGCAUGUGAUGGCGUGAUUACCGUGUCAGAGCAGGUUUUGCUUGCUAGGGUGAUUACGUAUCUCUACGACCGAGACGGGUUUUGCUGUUUCUUCGGAUGCGGUGGGCAAUUUGCCAACUAUAUGAACAGUAUUCCUCAAAAAAGACACAGGAUUUGGUUGCGUUCGCGAGCUGCCUUCUUCCUGCCGCUGAGCGAGGUUGGAUAUAACGAGGCAGGGUCGGAAAUCGAAGACGCGGCAACUAUCGACGUUUACUUUGAGCUUAUUAUUUUGCAUCAAGAAAUCAAUACUUAUAGCCAAAGCUCAGUAACGCAUGCGACGGCCAUGAAACCAAGACUACAACAACGACUAGAGGCUAUCUACAAGGAUCAAGGAACACUCUUUCACCAAGCGACAGAGCAGUCGCAUGAUUCUCAGUGCACUCUGAUGGCUUAUGUCACAGUAACCGUCUUUUAUGCUCUACAGAUUUACCUCUACCGCGCUCGGCAGUGUGCGUUUGGGACCAGGCCUAUACCUGCCGAAAUCCAGGAUGCCCUUAACUCACUCGUGUCUGCUGCGUACUACGCCACAAAGACUGGACAAGUACAGUUACUUGAGCGUUUUCAAUGGUCUCUCUUCAUCGCUGGGUUGGAAGUCACUGAUCCAGUGCACCAGGAGUGGAUUGGAAACAAUAUGUCUGAUCCUGCAAUCAAGAAAGGAUUCGACCAUAUUCAAGCUUUCAAGAGAAGAUCUGCAGGUGGUAUCACUGUGCAGAAUAUUCGAGCGCUAAUCGACGAGAGUUUGACGGUGUCAUAA